Molecule: messenger RNA, 1623 nt
Organism: Aspergillus costaricaensis CBS 115574
Lineage: Eukaryota; Fungi; Ascomycota; Eurotiomycetes; Eurotiales; Aspergillaceae
Product: MFS general substrate transporter
Exons: 6
Coding region: 1-1623 (540 amino acids)
Biological process (GO): transmembrane transport
Molecular function (GO): transmembrane transporter activity
Source: RefSeq, a predicted model, not a curated record
AUGGGGCAAUACGAUGCCACGGAUUCAGAUGUCGGGUCCGGUGAACAGGUUUGGGAUGGUGGACUGAAGGGAACUCGCCUCUUUCUUGGAGGCACGGGGCUCUACGUGUCUUUCUUUCUAACAGGACUCGAAAGCACAAUUGUCAGUACCUCCCUGGUUGCCAUCACAGAUGACCUACGAGGGUUUGGCCGAAGCAGCUGGAUCAUCACCUCCUACCUUCUAACAUAUGCGGGCUUUCUCAUGAUCUGGUCGAAAGCCGGCGACACUUGGGGCGUGAAGCCCAUGUUGCUAACUUCGCUCGCUAUUUUCACGGCGUUCUCGGGAGGCUGCAGCGGUGCGCGUACUCUGUCGGACCUAAUCAUUUGUCGAGCAUUCCAAGGCAUUGGUGCUGCCGGUAUUUACAGUCUGGUCAUAUUCUCCUUGAUUCGAAUGGUGUCCAAACAGCACUAUGCUGCCGUCACUGGCUUGUCCGGGGUCGUCUUCUCCCUUGGCCUUGUCUUGGGGCCCCUAUUCGGAGGAGCAAUUGCAGAAGAUGGGGACUGGCGCUGGGUAUUCCUGCUUAAUGUUCCAGCAGGGGCUGUAUCUUGGGUUUUGAUCUUCUUUUCAAUGCCACCAAAUUUUCCAGCUUCAACCGAUAUACAGGCUCCGGCAUCGGAGUAUUCACCAUUCUGGUCUCGACAAUGGUCAUUACUUCGUCGGGUUGACUUUCUCGGGGCCUUCCUCGUACUAGCAGCAUCAGUGUUCAUAGUCGCUGCUUUGCAAGAGGGCAACUAUGACUUUGGCUGGGAUUCCAGUGCAGUGAUCGUCUUCUUUGUUCUCUCCGGGAUAUGUGUCCCUUUGUUCCUUUUGUGGCAGUGGUUCCUCAGUCGACGACGACUUUCCUGCCAGCCAAUGUUGCCCUGGCGAUUGCUGGCCAGUCGUUUGUUCGUGGGGACAAUUCUUGGAUCUUUCACUACAGGCCUCAGCAUGACUGUAAGCAUCGUCGAAAUACCACAACGAUUCCAAGUUGUCAACGGCAGCUCCCCAAUCGGAGCCGGUGUCAAACUCCUUGCGUUCGCCGUCAGCGUCCCUGCUGGUAUGAUGUUCUGCUCCAUACUCACCGGCCGCCUUCCAGUACCACUUGUUUAUGUUGGGAUUGUUGGCGUGAUCAUGCAAGUCAUCGGGUUCUUCCUUUACUCCGAGAUCAAAGCGGAAACCCACAUAUGGCCUGGCCAGUUCGGAUACCUCGUCAUAGCGGGCCUAGGCACCGGACUCGGGGUUGCUGUGUUAUACCUCAUGUUGCCACUGGUGGUAGCGGUCAAGGACCAGUCCAUUGCGCUAGGAACAGGUUUCCAGCUGCGCAUGCUGGGCGGGGCCCUUGGUAUCGCAGCAGCCACGGCCAUAUUACACAGCCAUACUCGAAGUGGACUUUCAUCGUUGCUACCCGCAGACGAGGUGGACGCGUUUUCCAUAUCGACACAACUUAUUUCCACCUUGACGCCAGAAAUGCAAUCUCGCGUACGGGAGGUCUACGCCCAGGCGUAUAGUAUGCAGAUGAAGAUGGUCGGGGGCUUCUCAGCUGCCCAGUUUCUCGCCUUGGCGCUAGUGUGGAAGCGACAAAAUGUGCGAAUUGUCAAAAGAUGA